Messenger RNA from Cutaneotrichosporon cavernicola, 1383 nucleotides. RefSeq lists its product as uncharacterized. Gene Ontology annotation, molecular function: beta-glucosidase activity. Lineage: Eukaryota; Fungi; Basidiomycota; Tremellomycetes; Trichosporonales; Trichosporonaceae. Gene Ontology annotation, biological process: glucan catabolic process. The record is from RefSeq and is a predicted model, not a curated record. The coding region runs from base 1 to 1383 and encodes 460 amino acids. Gene Ontology annotation, cellular component: extracellular region; cell surface. The transcript is spliced from 4 exons.
AUGACUCUCAUCACUGUCGCUCGCGCGGCACUGCUCACCCUUCUGGCCAGCGGCGCGGCUGCCAUGCCAACCAUGGAGCGCAACGUCCCCAGACCUGAACGAGUCGAGGCCUCCGGUACACCUUCCACUUUCUCUGAGAACGCCACCGCUGUCGAUGUGCCCGACGCCAUGAGCAAGCUGGCCUUGAACUAUCUGUACGGCCAGCAGAAGGUCCGCGGUGUCAACCUCGGUGGUUGGCUCGUGCUCGAGGCAUGGAUCACGCCGUCGCUCUUCGAGCAGACAGGUAACUCGGCCAUUAUUGACGAGUGGACGUUUGCCCAGUUCCAGGACCGCGCGCGCGCUGCCGACGCCCUCCAGCGUCACUGGGACACCUGGAUCACUGAGGAUGACUUCCGCCAGAUUGCAGCGGCCGGCCUCAACCACGUCCGCAUCCCCGUCGGCUACUGGGCAUACGACAUCUCAGCUGGCGAGCCGUAUCACCAGGGCCAGGCGCUGUACGUUGACCGCGCUGUCGGCUGGGCCCGCAACCACGGCCUCAAGGUCCUCCUUGAGAUUCACGGCGCCCCCGGUUCGCAGAACGGCUUCGACAACUCUGGCCAGUAUGGCACUCCACACUUCCAGGACAACCCGCAGAACGCACUCCGUCUCAAGAAUGUCGUCAACACUCUUGCCAAGAAGUAUGCUAAUGACCAAACCGUUACCGCCCUCGGACUCCUCAACGAGCCUGCCACCUUCUACGGCCAGCAGAUCCUCGACUACACCACUCAGUAUUGGCGCGACAGCUAUGGCGCAACCCGCUGGCCUUGGGCCGAGGAAGGCAACGGCGCACAGUCCAACCUUCUCCUCGUCAUUAGCGACGGUUUCCAGCCCCUCUCGCACUGGAACAACUUCAUGAAUGAUCCGCAGUACACCUCGGUCGCCAUCGACACUCACUAUUACCAGGUCUUCAACAACGAGGAGCUCAGCUGGACAUGGCCCCAGCGCUUGCAGCAGGUCUGCAGCAAGCGUGGACUCUACUCUGCCUCUCCAAACUGGCUCCUCGUCGGCGAGUGGUCACUCGCUUCCACCGAUUGUGCAAAGUUCCUCAACGCUCGUCAUAAAGGCCACCGCUACGAUGGCACGUUUGAAGGCUCGGCUCGUUUCGGUAGCUGCUCCGAUAAGACUGGUGGCGGCAACAACUUCUCUCCCGAGUACAAGGAGUUCAUGCGUCAGUUCUUCGACACCCAGGCCCAGGUUUAUGAGAACCACAGCCAGGGCUGGUUCUACUGGUGUUGGAAGAACGAGGACGCCGCCGACUGGUCGUACAAGCGCGGCAUGGAGCUGGGCUUUAUCCCUCGCAACCCCACCAGUUACAAGUACCCUCUUGCCAACACCUGCAACUAG